UCAGGAUGCCUCCAUCCACCCACCUUGAUGUCUCCAAGGCCCAACCUACCUCUGCUAUUAGCGCUACCAAAGCGGGUCUGGUCGACGUUGCAGAUAACCCUCAGGAUGCUACCAAGUCAUUUCUACGCAGCCCUUUCAUGAAAGCAGCGCUUCCGUUCAUCAACGGCGGCCUCGGCGGAAUGUCGGCGACUGCCGUAAUCCAGCCCGUGGACAUGGUCAAAGUGCGCCUCCAACUCGCGGGCGAGGGCGCCAGAGGCGGACCCAAACCCACCCCUAUCACCGUCACGCGGGAACUCCUCGCUUCAGGCAAAGCUCUCGACCUAUACACGGGACUGUCCGCCGGCCUCCUUCGCCAGGCAGUCUACACGACCGCCCGCCUUGGCUUCUUCGACACGUUCAUGAACGGUGUGAACGCCCGGGCGGCGAAGGCCGACAGACAGGUCGCCUUCAAGGAACGUGCUGCUGCCGGCCUUGCCGCCGGUGGAAUAGCGGCCUUCAUUGGCAAUCCCGCCGAUCUGUCCCUGAUUCGCAUGCAAUCCGACGGCCUGAAACCCGCUGCCGAGCGCGCCAAUUACAAGUCCGUCCUUGACGCGCUAGCCCGCAUCUCGCGCAACGAAGGCAUCGGCGCCCUCUGGGCCGGCUGCAAUCCGACAGUCGUCCGUGCCAUGGCACUGAACUUCGGCCAACUAGCCUUCUUCUCCGAGGCGAAGAGCCAGCUGAAGGACACGAGUCUGUCGCCGCGGAACCAGACGCUAGCGGCGAGCGCGAUCGCUGGGUUCUUUGCCAGCUACUUCAGCCUGCCCUUCGACUUUGUGAAGACGCGGCUGCAAAAACAGACGAAGGGACCGGAUGGCACGCUGCCGUAUAAGGGGAUGUUGGAUUGUUUCACGAAGGUUACGAGGGAGGAGGGGAUCCUGAGAUUCUACCGCGGUUUCGCCACGUAUUAUGUCCGAAUCGCGCCGCAUGCGAUGGUGACGCUCAUCGUGGCCGACUACCUCAACUUUCUUACGAAAUGAUUGCUUCUCGCCGGUCCGCAGUCGAAGUCGCUCGUCGGAUAACCAUCGUAGUCGCAUUCAUCGACCGGUCUCCAGACCGUGUGUCAAGUUUCUGUUCUCUUUUCAUGCAUUUAUUAUCAGCUUAAGGCAUUUUGAAUGGGAGUACUAGGGCGCUCAUGGGAGGAUAUCCGUUCGUAUCUGGUGCACCAUGCAUUCUCCUAUUUCUCUUCCUACCUACCUACCUUAUUGACAUUCCCCUCUUGCAAGGAAGGGGUGGCAGAAGCCGGAUCGGUUGCAACUGACGAUAAUAACAUGAAAUAGCUUAUUGCUAUCCAAAAAAAUGCAUCGAGUUCAAUAGAAUUCGCA
Eremomyces bilateralis CBS 781.70 is the source of this 1361-nucleotide messenger RNA. RefSeq names its product mitochondrial 2-oxoglutarate/malate carrier protein-like protein. Lineage: Eukaryota; Fungi; Ascomycota; Dothideomycetes; Eremomycetales; Eremomycetaceae. The record is from RefSeq and is a predicted model, not a curated record. Gene Ontology annotation, molecular function: oxoglutarate:malate antiporter activity. The transcript has 2 exons. Bases 6 to 1016 code for a protein of 336 amino acids.